ACCUUGCCUCCCCCCAUCAUCGUAUCACAUUCCUCAUCUCAAAUCAUGGUCAAGGCAGUCGUUCUUGGUGCCGCAGGCGGUAUCGGUCAGCCGUUGUCGCUGCUCUUGAAGACGAACCCGGCGGUGACGCAGCUUGCUCUCUACGAUAUCGUCAACACGCCUGGCGUCGCUGCCGAUCUCUCCCACAUCUCCACCCCCGCCAAGGUCGAGGGUUUCCUCCCCAACGACGAUGGACUCAGCAAAGCACUCAAGGGCGCUGACGUCGUCGUCAUCCCUGCAGGUGUCCCGAGGAAGCCUGGUAUGACGCGAGACGAUCUGUUCAAGAUCAACGCGGGGAUCGUGCGCGACCUCGCGGUCGGCAUCGCGAACAACGCACCCAAGGCCUUCGUCCUCGUCAUCUCCAACCCCGUCAACUCGACCGUGCCCAUCGUCACCGAGGUCUUCAAGAAGGCCGGCGUCUACGACCCGAAGCGCAUCUUCGGCGUCACCACCCUCGACGUCGUGCGCGCGUCCACCUUCGUCGCGGAGAAGCUCGGCGACCUCUCCAAGGCGUCGAGCGUCACCGUCCCCGUUGUCGGCGGCCACUCGGGCGUCACGAUCGUCCCCCUCUUCUCGCAGGCAUCGCACCCGCUCCCUGCCGGGCUCGCCAAGGACGAGUUCGAUGCGUUGGUGAAGCGCGUGCAGUUCGGCGGCGACGAGGUCGUGCAGGCGAAGGCCGGUACCGGGUCCGCGACGCUCUCCAUGGCGUACGCGGGCGCCGAGUUCGCCAUCAAGGUCAUCGACGCGAUCAACGGCAAGUCGGGCAUCGUCGCGCCUACGUAUGUGCACCUCUCCGCAGACAAGUCGGGAGGCGACGCGAUCAAGAAGGAGAUUGGCCGCGAUCUGGAGUACUUCUCGUCGAAUGUCGAGCUUGGGCCCGAAGGCGUUAAGCGCAUCCUGCCGCUUGGCAACAUCACGCCCGAGGAGGCAAGCCUCGUCGCGGCGGCAGUGCCCGAGUUGGCGAUCAACAUCGAGAAGGGCACCAACUUCAUCCUCAACCCCGCACAGGCACCAGAGAAGGCGAAGGUGUAGAGGAAGGGAGAUACCAUUACUCUGGCUCCUACUUGAGAUGGUUUGACUCCUUACGCUUGGUCGUGACCCGUCGGUGCUGGUGGAGGGAAAGCAGGUCGCGCGCGCGGUCUGCGCAGACCCAGCCACGCGCGCUCUAACGAUACUAAAUCUAGAUAGUGCUCCAUCUGUACUAUAUGGCAACCCGGAAGAAAUUCGCAAAUCUGUAUGAAUAUUCAUCAACGCGACCAACUGGGAAAGGAAGGCUUCAAUG
Molecule: messenger RNA, 1321 nt
Organism: Schizophyllum commune H4-8
Lineage: Eukaryota; Fungi; Basidiomycota; Agaricomycetes; Agaricales; Schizophyllaceae
Product: malate dehydrogenase
Exons: 7
Coding region: 46-1071 (341 amino acids)
Biological process (GO): malate metabolic process; tricarboxylic acid cycle
Cellular component (GO): cytoplasm
Molecular function (GO): L-malate dehydrogenase (NAD+) activity
Source: RefSeq, a predicted model, not a curated record